Prorocentrum cordatum is the source of this 944-nucleotide messenger RNA. NCBI's taxonomy places the organism in Eukaryota, Dinophyceae, Prorocentrales, Prorocentraceae. The record is from the annotation of a GenBank genome assembly.
GCUCGGACUGCUGCGUCACGGGCACAGGCUGCGGCGCGGGCUCAGGUUGCGGCUCCGGCUCCGGCGGCGGCACGAUCCUGAGCUACGUGGGCCCGGGCGGCGACUACGUCCAGGAGACCAGCUACAAGUACGUCGGUAUGGGCGCGGGGGAGUUCGGAGCGGUCCGGAUCCCUGGGCGCGGCCCGAACUUCUGCCUGAUCUGCCUCGUGCCCCUGGGGCUGUCGCUCCUCCUGCUGCCCCUCCUGCUCUUCGCUAUGGCGCCGGGCUCGACGACGACCACCACCACGAUGACGACGACCACCGCCCCAGUGAUCAUCACGACCACCCCGCCGCCUGACACCACCACUGAGAGGACCACCACCACGAAGGCCACGACGGCUGCACCGCCCCCGCCCCCGCCGCCGCCGCCGCCGCCUCCGCCGCCUCCCCCGCCUAAGCCGACCGAGCCGCCGACCACCACGAAAAAGGAGAUCAACUGCGGCGAGGGCGACGCUGUGUCUUGGGACGUGCCCAAGAAGGUAUACUGUUGCCUGCACGAGGGCAAAGGCUGCCCGACGACGCCCGCUGCGCCCAGCACCAUGCCGGCGCCGGUCGUGCCCGUCGCGCCAGUGGUGACAACAGCGAUGAGCACCACGUCCCCGUGCCCGAUUGAUUGCAACGCCGGCUACAACGACCUCGACCCUCUGCAGUGGGUGCGCGGCUGGUCCGGCGAGAAGAAGAUGUAUUGCUGCAAGACCGCCAACAAGGGCUGCCCCUCGGAGCUGCCCCCGCCCUCGGGCCUCCCGCAGGGCGACGCGCCCCCCGAGGAUGACAAGAGCCAGUACGACUGCGACGCGGGCUACCACCACUGCAUGCACUGCCUGGAGCUCUCGUGGUCCCCGAAGAAGAUCUCCUACUGCUGCGCGAAGGAGCACAAGGGCUGCAAGGGCGAGGAGCCGGAGUGA